CGGCCUCUCCCGGAAGCGAGGGCGGAAGCGGCUGCGGGCAGAGCGGGAGGAACCUGCCCAUAGUUGGUGGUGGCGGCGGCAGUUCUCCAGUCCGGACCUCGACACUGAGAGUGACAGCUUCUCUCCCGCCUCCAGGGGGGCGCCAUGGCCGAGGCCACGGCCGGGCUGAGCGAGACCGUCACCAAGCCGACGGAAAAUCGAAGUCUCACCAUCAAACUGCGCAAACGGAAGCCGGAGAAGAAGGUGGAGUGGUCAAGCGACACUGUGGACAAUGAGCACUUAGGACGCCGGUCCUCAAAAUGCUGCUGUAUCUAUGAGAAACCCCGGGUGUUCGGUGAGAGCUCCACGGAGAGCGAGGAUGAGGACGACGAGGGCUGCGGCCAUGCCCACUGCGUCCGGGGACACCAUAAGGGGCAGCCCCAGCGCCGCACCGCCCGUGACUUGCCUCCCAAUGCCCCACAGCCCCCUGGCCCCUUGCAGCCCCCGCCAAGGCCUAUGCAUCACUGAGUCUCGGUGUCCUGACAAGCCCUGACCAUCUUGUCACAUGUAUUGGGCCUUGAAUGAGUUUGUGUACAUGGCUUCUUCUCUGGAAUUAAAGCACUCCCCUUACCG
This is a messenger RNA of Tachyglossus aculeatus (Australian echidna), 612 nucleotides long. RefSeq names its product protein phosphatase 1 regulatory inhibitor subunit 11 (gene PPP1R11). The record is from RefSeq and is a predicted model, not a curated record. Gene Ontology annotation, cellular component: nucleus. Gene Ontology annotation, molecular function: protein phosphatase 1 binding; protein serine/threonine phosphatase inhibitor activity. Bases 145 to 507 code for a protein of 120 amino acids. The transcript is spliced from 3 exons. Lineage: Eukaryota; Metazoa; Chordata; Mammalia; Monotremata; Tachyglossidae.